Molecule: messenger RNA, 2260 nt
Organism: Tetranychus urticae (two-spotted spider mite)
Lineage: Eukaryota; Metazoa; Arthropoda; Arachnida; Trombidiformes; Tetranychidae
Gene: SerRS
Product: Seryl-tRNA synthetase
Biological process (GO): seryl-tRNA aminoacylation
Molecular function (GO): ATP binding; serine-tRNA ligase activity
Source: RefSeq, a predicted model, not a curated record
AGUUCUGCUUCACUUUUUGGUUGGCUGUCUCUUCUGCGAAUAUAUUUAUUUAUUAUUCUGUUUAAUAGUUCUUUAGUUAAUUAACUUAGUAGUUUUUAAUUUUUAAUAGUUAAAAUGGUUCUUGAUUUGGAUUUGUUUCGAGAAGAUAAAGGUGGUGACCCUGAGCGAGUCCGUGCAAAUGCUCGUGCAAGAUUUGUAGACGUGUCCACAAUUGACACAGUCAUAUCCAUAGAUAGUCAAUGGAGAAAAGCUCGGCACACCCUGGACCGGCUAAAUAAAGCAAAAAACUCUAUCUCUAAAGAAUAUGGUAAUGUGAUUAAAAAAUUAAAAGCAGCUGGAAGUCCAGUUAAUGAAAAUGAUGAGAAAGUAGACGAAGACUCUCUUGACUUAUCUAUCUUGUUGGACAGGAUUAAUGAGCUUGGCGGUGGUAAAGAUGAAUCUUUAGCUACAUUGAAAUUUUACCGGUCCGAGGUUGAAAAACAGAUUAUCAAGGUGAAUGAAGACCUGGAACGCUUUGAAAAUGAAAGAAAUGAAGUUCUUCGUGAGAUUGGUAAUCUUCUUCACCCUGAAGUUCCUAUUUCUGACAAUGAGGAUGAAAAUCAAAUAAUCAGAACUUGGGGCAAUGUUGAACUUGGCAAAAAACCAACGGAAGGAAGUGGCGGGGAAGGUGACUCUCCAAGCUUCCAAUUUCUUAACCAUGUUGAUUUGAUUGGUAUGAUCAAAGGUAUGGAUGCUGAAAGGGGCUCAGCAAUCGCUGGAUCUCGUAGUUAUUUCCUAAUUGGACCUGCCUUCUGGUUACAACGUGCUUUAAUAGACUAUUCGUUGCAUUUCAUUUCCGAGAGAAAUUACGAACCUAUCUACACUCCAUUUUGGAUGAAGAAAUCACUCAUGGGACAGGUUGCUCAAUUGAGUCAAUUUGACGAAGAACUUUACAAAGUUAUUUCAUCAAAGGGAGCUGCAGUUGAAGAUAGUGAAGAUAAAUAUCUAAUUGCUACAGCAGAACAGCCCAUAGCUGCCCUUCAUAGAGGCGAAUGGCUCAACCCAUCUGUACUUCCUCUUCAAUAUGCUGGUUUAUCUACUUGUUUCAGACAAGAAGUAGGCUCCCAUGGUAGAGAUACUAGAGGAAUUUUCCGUGUCCAUCAAUUUGAAAAGAUUGAACAAUUUGUCAUCUCGGCACCAUCUAAAUCAUGGACCUGUUUCCAUGAAAUGAUCUCUAAUGCUGAACAAUUUUAUCAAUCACUCGGCAUUCCUUACAGAGUGGUCAGCAUCGUUUCAGGUGCCCUUAACAAUGCAGCCGCCAUGAAAUAUGAUUUAGAAGCCUGGUUUCCUGGUUCUGGUGCAUUCAGAGAACUUGUUUCUGUUUCUAAUUGUACUGAUUAUCAGUCACGUCGUCUUCAAAUCAGGUAUGGUCAAACCAAAAAAAUGACUGGCCAAGUUGAAUAUGUUCAUAUGUUGAAUGGUACAUUAUGUGCUAUUACAAGAACUAUUUGUGCUAUACUUGAGGUUCAUCAAACUGCUGAAGGUAUCAAAGUUCCAGAACCUCUUAGACCUUAUAUGCCUGCCAAAUAUAAGGAGUUUAUACCUUUUGUAACUCAAGUUAAAGAACCUGUUAAAGAAUAGAAAAAUAAAAUUGUCAUCUCAUCAUAUUCUACAUUUAGUAAAAUGAAAACAAAUCAACAGCGAAACGUGAUUUUACGAGCAACAAAUUGAUAACUAUUAUAAUAAUAAUGAUAUUAUAUUAUCUGAAUUUGGCUACUCAUCAUCAACAAAAAAAUCCUGUCAAACCAAAUAAUAAAAUAAUAAAUGAUUCCAAUUGAAAAGAUGUCGAUCGAUGUCACUUAUCAACUUCCCAUGCAGUCACAGUCAAAUCAAACUGUUGAAUUGAUUCCACAUGUUGGAUUUUCUCUUUUUUGAUUAACCAGAUUGGAAUGAUUAAUGAAGCUCUGUUUGAUUGCUCUCUUUUAUAUUUAUUUAACUCACAUUUGGUUACAUUGAAGCAACCUAGAGAAAUUGUCUUUACUUGACUUCAAACUUUUCUAUUUCAUGUAAAUAGAUUGAUUAACUUUUGCGAUACUAAAUUUAAUCUCUUAUCUGUCCACUUUCAACCUAAAUACUGCCAAAUCUAAUUACUAUGUUAGAUCAAUGAUCUGACAAUUCUAACAUCAAUUCUUAAUUUUGCUCCUCAUUUUAAAUUUCGUUUGUCUGUUGACUACUUUUUGUGACUUCUGUUAAACAUAAAUUGAUGGCCGUUCAGAUCUAA